AUGGAGAGUACAGAGGUGAAGCACGGAGAGUACAGAGGUGAAGCAUGGAGAGUACAGAGUAAUUAUAAUAAUAACAAUAACAAUAAUGAUGAUGAUGAUGAUGAUGAUGAUGAUGAUGAUGAUGAUGAUGAUGAUGAUGAUGAUGAUGAUGAUGAUGAUGAUGAUGAUGAUGAUGAUGAUGAUGAUGAUGAUGAUGAUGAUGAUGAUGAUGAUGAUGAUGAUGAUGAUGAUGAUGAUGAUGAUGAUGAUGAUGAUGAUAAUAAUAAUCAUCAUCAUAGCGUAAGAAAUAAAUAUAAUAACAAUAAUAACAACAACAGCAAUAACAAUAAUAGCAUUAGGAUUAAUAACGAUUUUAAUAAUAUUACUAAAACUAUUUUUUGUGGAUUUUAA
This is a messenger RNA of Closterium sp. Yama58-4, 390 nucleotides long. The record is from the annotation of a GenBank genome assembly. NCBI's taxonomy places the organism in Eukaryota, Viridiplantae, Streptophyta, Zygnematophyceae, Desmidiales, Closteriaceae.